Molecule: messenger RNA, 2693 nt
Organism: Seminavis robusta
Lineage: Eukaryota; Bacillariophyta; Bacillariophyceae; Naviculales; Naviculaceae
Source: the annotation of a GenBank genome assembly
AGAGGUUUCCCACUGCCACCACAAUACGUACCGUGCAGAGCAAGUUUCUCAUCGCUCCCUUCCAUAACCUUCAGACGAUCAAUCAAGCAUCAAGAGCCCAUCAUUACCACUACCAACACCAUAACCAUGACGGAAAGCAACUUUGACACUGAUGAUCAUAGCCACAUGGAUUCCAUUAUCCAUGAGAACGGUACCAUCCUGACCAAGGAGAAACAGGAAGCGAUCGCAAAGAAGGAAAGCCAAUGGAUCUUCUUGAUGAGAAUGCUGGUCCUGGUGGUGCUGGUUUGCUCUGCUAUUGCUGUGAUUGUGUUCACCUACCUUUACAUGAGCCAAGAAGAGCAGGAAGAGUUUGAAGAUCGAUUUGACAGUGAUUCGGCCAAGGUCAUUGAAGCCAUUGGCAAGACAAUGGAUCAGACUUUGGGUUCUCUGGAUGGUUUCGUGACGGAUGCAAUCGCCCAUGCCAGAUCUACCAACCAGUCUUGGCCAUUUGUGACCAUACCUUUUCUUCCAGUCAAAUGUGGAAAGGUCAUGAAGUUGACCAAAAUCUUUGGCUGUUUUGCCAAUAUCUUUGUCAAUCCAGAGCAAAUGGAUGAAUGGCAACGUUUUGUUUCUGAAAACUUGGAAUGGAUAGAGGAAGGGAAAGCUGUCCAGGCCAAAGACCCAGAGUGGAUCCAUCCAUCAGAUUUUGACCUGAACGUUUCAUACGAGGUUUUUGGAUAUUUAGGAGCUGUGAACCACUCACAGCCCACCGAGUACUUCAACAACUUUGCCCCUGUUUGGCAGCAAUACCCCAUUACUCCUUGGCUUGCCACCAACUGGGAUGAUUUACAGGAUCCAGCAUAUGGACUGCCAGUGGUUGAUGCUGUGGAAAAUAGACGAGUGGGAAUGAUUCCUUCAUUCAACGUUGUCCGAGAUCCUGACGAUGAGGCGAAUGUAGCGACCGCAACUUUCUGGAAAGGAUGGGCUGAACAGUACAUUGGUCCUGGUGACGAUCCAUCAGAACCCAUAUCUUCUAUUCUCUAUCCCAUGUAUGACACCUUGGAGUCCAUCUACACAGAGCCGGAAGAAUGUGAAAUGCCUGUGGGUAUGAUGCAAGUUACAGUCUUCUUCAAGGAUACUAUUCGUGACAUUCUUCCGUCAGAUUCUCAAGGGAUUAUUGUCGUCUUCUCAAGUACCACCAAGUGUUCGGCCACAUUCACCUAUCGCAUUGAUGGGCCCAUGACAACCUAUCUAGGAUCCGGAGAUCACCAUGAUCCUGCUUAUGAUGGCUUUCGCAAGUAUGUCACUUUGAAUGAAAUCAUGAAGACUACCAAAGAAUCUGGAGAGGGAACCACUUAUACCGGACUGCCCUUGGCAGAUUCCUACUGUGUAAACACCAUUGAGGUGUAUCCCUCCAAAGAGAUGGAGGACAAGUAUAUGACGAGUGACCCUUUGGUCUUUACCAUUGUUGCAGCUUGUAUCUUUCUCUUUACAUCUCUUGUCUUCAUUCUUUAUGAUUGCAUUGUUUCCCGCCGGCAACGCAUUGUCAUGCAACGGGCCUUGGCAUCUGGAGCCAUUGUUUCUUCCCUCUUUCCUGAGAACGUCAAAAAGCAGCUAUACGAAGAGCGUGAAGAAGAACAAAAGAAGGAACAGAGACUCAAGACCUUUGCCAAUCCUGCUGGGGCAGGUCGUGCCUCACUCAUUUCCUUCACUCAAGGAAAUGAUUUUGGCACUGUUUUGGCCAAGUCCUCCAAACCCAUUGCGGAUCUAUUCGACAAUACUACCGUGUUUUUUGCUGAUCUUGCUGGUUUCACAAGCUGGUCUGCGAAGAGAACUCCAGUGGAGGUGUUUGAGUUGCUUGAAACCAUUUAUGGAGCUUUUGACAAGGUUGCUGUUAGGCGAAAUGUCUUCAAGGUAGAAACGGUUGGAGACUGCUAUGUUGCUGUGACAGGUAUCCCUCAACCCCAGAGGAACCAUGCAACAAUCAUGGUUAGGUUCGCUCAAGAGUGCAUGACAGAAAUGAACCAACUAACCGUGGAAUUGGCCUCAACCCUUGGAGAUGAUACCAAAGACCUUCAGAUGAGGGUUGGCCUUCAUUCUGGAUCAACAACAGCAGGAGUUCUUCGAGGAGACAAAGGAAGGUUCCAGUUGUUUGGAGAUACUGUCAAUACUGCGUCACGCAUGGAGAGUAACGGCGUCAAAGGCCGCAUCCACGUAUCCCAGGCAACAGCUGAUGCCAUAACUGCUGCUGGCAAAGGUCGCUGGUUGACUGCCAGAGAAGACAAAAUUGUUGCCAAAGGAAAAGGUGAAAUGCAAACCUACUUUGUUGGCAUCGUUGCUGGAUCCACAAGAACAGGUAUUCAGUCCAUGCGGUCAUCCGAUCAGAUGUCGUCUUUCAAAGAUGAGGGUGGGGAUGAGCAUGUUGCGGCAAGGGACUUCCAGGACCCUUCUGAGAUUUCUCUCUAGCCCCGCAGCUGAUUGGUUUCACCAAAGUCUUCGUUAUGUGUUUGGAAAGUAUUGGUCUGUUUUUCAUGUGGAGGCGUUCACUUCGUAGGCACAUCCGAGUCUCGCCUUGUCUACCCCCCUCAUAGGAGCGAUGCUAGAGACGGGAUUUGCAAACAUUUGUUCUCCGGGCUUUGUACAUUUACCAUUCCUUCAACCUUAAGAAACAGCUUGCAAUAAUGCAAUUUUCACGCUGAGGGAAGCAAGUGGAG